Castor canadensis (American beaver) is the source of this 1288-nucleotide messenger RNA. NCBI's taxonomy places the organism in Eukaryota, Metazoa, Chordata, Mammalia, Rodentia, Castoridae. The record is from RefSeq and is a predicted model, not a curated record.
AUGACUAAAAAGACUUAUGUGGAAUCCAUACUUGAAGGUAUAAAACAGUCCAAAGAAGAAAAUUUAGACAUUGAUGUUAGGUAUUUGAUGGCAAUUGAUAGAAGAGGUGGCCCUUCAGCAGCCAAGGAGACUGUUAAACUUGCUGAAGAGUUCUUCCUUUCUACUAAGGAUACAGUACUUGGCCUUGACCUCAGUGGAGACCCUACUAUGGGACAAGCGAAAGAUUUCUUGGAACCUUUGGAAGCUAAAAAGUCAGGUCUGAAGUUGGCAUUGCAUCUUUCAGAGAUUCCAAAUCAGAAAAAAGAGACACAGAUGCUCCUGGAUCUGCUUCCUGACAGAAUUGGGCAUGGAACAUUUCAUUCUUCUGAGGGAGAAUCCCUGGAUCUGGUGGAUUUUGUGAGGCAUCACCGGAUACCACUGGAACUCUGUUUGACCUCAAACAUCAAAAGUCAGACAGUUCCAUCUUAUGACCAGCAUCACUUUGGAUUCUGGUACAGCAUUGCCCAUCCUUCUGUGAUCUGUACUGAUGAUAAGGGUGUUUUUGCGACCUACCUUUCUCAAGAGUAUCAGCUGGCAGCCGAGACAUUUAAUUUGACUCAGUCUCAGGUGUGGGAUUUGUCUUACGAAUCCAUUGACUACAUCUUUGCUUCUGACAGCACCAGAGCUGAACUGAGGAAGAAGUGGAAUCACCUGAAGCCCAACGUGUUGCACUUUUAAGCUUUGGUAAAGUGAAAUUCUUGAGUAUAUGUUGCAGCAGAUCUGAGUAAACUGUCUACACUUCCUUGUACAGCAGCCAAGUAUGUGGGCUCUGUCACCAGCACUUUACACAUGGCAGGUGCUCCGUAAAUACAGCAUAUACUCAAUAGUAGGCUCUGAGCUCUUUUGUGACUUACCUCCAUCUGCUUACUGGAAAGAACUAGAGUGUUGUUGCUAACUGAAUUCCCCAUUCUACCAGUGGUUUUAUUUUUCAUUUUUUGUUUUUAUUUGGUCUUUUUUUUUUUUAACUUAGGCGUGAUCAUAAAACUUUCUUAUCAGGAAAAGUGUUGGAAAUACUGGUCUAAGGUAAAGAAAAAGGGAAAAACAGAUUGUUGUCAAGACCUUUGAGCCUUCUAGCUUUUGUUGUUUAAUCUGACUCCCUUCACUUGCUUUAACUUUGACUAUUAUUUCCCAAUACCAUUGAUGACAGGUCACAUUGCACACUGUGGAUUUGUGUGAAUGCUCAGUAGUCAGGGUUAAUUUACUUUGGAUGACCCUAAUGACUGAUUAAAGCUAUCUGCUGGAAUCUGUC